AUGCGGGAUGAACCUGGCAACCUUGUCUAUGCGCUGGAUAAAGCAUACAGUAUGGCGGACAACGAAAGUGAUUUGGAAACUGACGGGCUUGAAUUAGCUCUGGAUUCACUGUGUCUUAGACACUGCAGGGACGAAUCGUCUCUAAACAGCAAGGACUACUGCUCUGAGUUUUGUGAGUUGGUGGAGGAGUACACAGCCCAGUGGCAUGUCCCUCUGCCUCAACUCAAGGUGCUGCGGACUGCUCUCUGCAAUUUUACCAAAGCCACAUCUGCCUUUCCUGAUGACUGUCAGCACGUCCAUUAUGUCCUCAGCAGUCUGGCCUUGAGCUUCUUUGAACUGAUGCUGUUCUUUAGCAGGGAGGAAUUUGUGGAGGAGCCUUUGAAAAACAUCCUAGAUUGUUUUCAGGAAUGCCACUUGAAACUUUUGAGGCACAGGAACAUCUAUCUUCAUCAUGUGAAGCAGGUUAUCAAAGGUGGAGGUCCAUGGGAGAAUUCAGUGUUGCAGAGAAUUCUGAAAGAGGAAGAAGUGCCACAGAGUGAAGUUGAUGACUACUUCAGUACAGAAUUGCCUAUCUUUUUGGAGCUGCGCGUUCGAUAUCUGCAGGCCUGUGAACGGAUGCAGGAAGCCAUGGCUCUUUCUAAAAGCUGUCUGGAAAACCAGGAGACUGGAAAGCAUCUUUACUUUCAUCAGGCCUACCUGACAUGCCUCUACAAGGCCUCUCUGUAUGAAAACCUUCAGAAAGAGAUGGCAGAAAUAGACGGCCGUGAUGCAGUCGAGAUAAUCUGCAACACUGAGAGCGUGGAAAAAGACGAGCUUUUGUUGUCGCUGUGUAAAGCUUUCCUCAUUCGGCAGUUGCACAAAGGGGACAUGUAUUACAUCUGGGACCUCGUCUUUAUCUGGAGUAGAUUGCAUCUGAGGGCCCAUCCCUCCCGACAAGGCUUCCUGUCUGAGUGUUCAGAACUUGCUUCAUCUGCGACCAACGUCAGAGCCAUCUUCCCCUUCAUCAAGCUGCUUACUGAGCUCGGCGGUGAGGGAGUUGAGGUUGCUGUUGAGCUCUGUUCAAGGGCUUUGCAGCUCUGUGAUAUGCAGAGUGACACUGUAACCCGCUCACUUGUCUGCAAGACCAUCGCGUUCCUGCUGCCUCAUGACCUGGAGAUCUGUCGCGCGUGUUCCCUGCUGGUCUUUUGCCAGGAGCGAAGCCUGGAGGCGUACCGGACUGUGUGUCUUCUUUACAGGCAUCCAGAUCAGGAGCAACAUCCUCACAACAACCCUCUCCGAACCAAUGUUCGCUUCCAUAUUCUGCAGAUGCUGAAAGAGCGCCUGUGCUUUGACCCUGAGUUUUGGAACCUGCUCACUCUCAGGACUCACUGCUUAGAGUUGAUGAGCGAUACGGUCAUGAAAGACGCUGUUCUGGACGAGAUGAAGGCGGAAGAGGAAAAGGAAUCUAGUGAAUAUCUCUUACCGAAUAACUGUGUGAAUGAGUCGUGCACCCUAUGUCUUGAGUCAUGCCUCAGCACGCCAGGUCCCACUGAGAGCGAAGACCUUCCUGAAAUUCCGGUUGUGGUUAAAUCAGAAACAAAGUGUGUUCCACGAGGUCAUAUUCAUCAAAGGAGGAGGAAAUGGAAGAGACUGAAGCAACCUUUGUCAGACGAUGAGGUUGACUUUGUUGAUGAUCCAGAAUUUAAAUACAAUCUCAAACCCACUUCUUUGAGUAGUAAACCCAUGUACUCUCUGAGAUGCACCCAAAUAAAAGUGGGGAAUUCUGCCCCUGUGAUUCUCCCUUCAAACCACAACAGAGAAUACUUGUCCCGAAGUGUUAAGAACCAGAUUUUUAAAAGAAGGGGUCGGAAGAAGAGAUGGAUGCAGGGUCUUCCAAAGACGGAGCAAGUCCAGACGUUUACAGUCAUCAGAGUUGGUGGCAAAAAGCGAGGAAGAAAGCCUUUACCGAAGCUGGAGUUAUCUUUCCCCGAUAAUGAACUUCACCUCACAGAGGAAUCAUGUGGUAUUGAGGUGGAAACAGAAGACAAACAGGAAGUUAUACCUGAUUUGGAUGAUAUCCCUUCAAGCUUUGCUGAACACACAGAAGAGGUAGUUCAGCAUCUGAAUGAACUUAACAAGGAAAACAACAAAGACUCAAGUGUGGUUAUUGGUUCCAGUCUCAAUGAACAACCUCAGACAUCUUUGGAAUCGAAACUUUGUGAAGAUCUACCGAGUGAGCCCCAAGCUGCUGCUGUUGCUGUCGAAGCUGACCCCGAGCUCGAUGGUCCUGUCUUUGAGUUAUUGGAUAAUCCGGUUGAGUUGCUGCACAAUUACUCCCUUCUUUCUAGAGAUACUGAAAGUGAAGAACCAAAACCUCCAGAAUUGAAGCCAUCUGAUGAGGUUAAUGGCAACACAAAGCAGGAGUCAGAUGUGGAAAUAGAAGAACCAGAAACUGAGAUCAAACCCAUAAAAACAUGGAGGGAGAAAUUGCUGCGGACUCAACAGUAUGGUCACUUAAGUUAUGCCUGCAAGAUCUGCCAUAAAACAUUCAAGGGUUUGAAUGUGAUGAGGCACGCAUUCUCACAUUUAAAGAGUAGGAAACUAAAAUGCAUUCUCUGUGGAAAACGCUUCAAGCUUCUCCCCUUGGCCAGAAAGCAUAUUCUCGAACACAUUCAUGAAAUGUCAAAUCAUAAACCAAAUGUGGAGCAAAUGCAGGAAAAUCCGCCUACUAAUGGAAUCAUGGAAAAAGAGCACCCGCCCGAUAAAGAAAUUGAGAUGCCUGUUGCCGAAAACGAAACUUCUGAACAGAAACCUAAAUCCAAAUCCAAAAAGCAGGUGUUGAUCCUGAACAGGGAAGAACGGAUCAUCAGAAAUGUCCGCGUCCUGCUUAGAAAGACGGCUUUGUUUCAUAAAAGAAACAAAAACCCAAAUGCAGAGAUUAACCCGAUUGAAUUCACAGAUGAGCAAGUUGUCAUUACAGAUGGUCUGGUGAUGAUAAAGAAUGUGGCUUCGAUAAAGGAGGAAGUAGGGGAAGAGGGCAGGGAGGCUCCAGUGGGGAAGAAUGGGUGCAGUGUGGAUUACACAUAUCCCUUGUGCCCGUCAGAUGUCUGCGAUCGAGUUUUCUUGAAACUGAACAAUUCGCUGACGAGGCAUGCCAUCAAAUGUCAUCUUGGUGAAGAGAAGGUUCUGGAGAAGACUUACAUUUGGUCCAAACACAAGUGCUGUUUCUGUCUCAGGCAUAUGCAGUUCCUGGAUCAGUAUAAGCACCACAUGAAGCUCCAUGAUGAUCCUCUGCCGUUCUUCUGCUACCACAUAGAGUGUAAACAGCGCUUUGCAACACAGCCAGAGAUAAAGGACCACAUCAACACCCACCAGCCCUUCAGACCUCAGUGUUCAUACCCAGACUGUGAGAAGCUCUUCUCAUGUUUUCAGGGUCUUUCUGACCACGAAUGGAGACACUACAUCCCAGUGCCACAGAGGAAAGAGCUUGACCUUGGAGCCAACCUGAAAGACAAGGAGAGCAAAGAAGCUCCAUGGAAGCAAAGGGUAAAAAUUGAAGAAAUUUGGCUUCAGAAUAAAAAGUCCCAAAGCCAAAUGAGUCCUUCUGAUAAAAUCAAAGCUGAAGAUUGGGAAACAACUAGUCUAGACAACAGCCAGGAUUUGGCUACAUGGAUUUGUCCAACAACAGCAGCACUUAGCCCUGAAAUCAUGGAAGUUAGACCCACAAUCAAUGGAUUUGAGGAAGUGACAAAACUUAACCCAGAGAAAUCCAAGGCUGCAACGGGUGCCGCGAAAACCCCUAAAAAGAAACCUGAAAAAAAACUGAUCGACUGGGAUGUCAUAAAUAUCAGAGAGUACCAAGAUAUUUCCACUUUGGCUGAGGGAAUCCAGAAGAACAUAGCAGAACCGCACAUCACGGAGCACAAGACCUUUAAACCCGAAGAUCCUGCCUAUGCCCAAUUUGUAAAAACACCCUUUGUCCGUCCGCCACCCUCCACCUACUUGGACGAAUCGGUGCUUUCAAUGCGGAAGAGGAGUUCCGCUGAACAGGAGACCGUAAAAAAAUACGUCAACAAGAAGAAGAUGAGAGAACUGGCUGCAGAAAAGGCAAAGGAGAAUGUGGUCGUCCCAGACCAGAAGGUCCGACAUCGCUGCGGAAAAUGUCUGUCCUCCUUCAGCACUUUGGAGGAAUUACAAACGCAUGAAAGUCGCAACACAUGCUCAUCUCUUUUUGGUUUUGAUUCAGAUGAUGAAAGUUAGCCUCAUUGGUUCACUGAUCAGAACAUUAUGGCACAAAACCUCUUUAACUCCAUUCAUAAACAUAUUGUUUGUGGUUGAUGACGAGCUGUGAAUUAUUGUUUUCAUUUCUCAUUUUGAUAUUUACAGCAGGAAAUCAGCAACAAAAUGUGUAGUUAAUUCUAAAUCGAGCAAUAAUGUAACGGACACAGCUACUGUACUUUUAUUAUGUUUAAUUAAGCAACAAAGUGAUUUAAAUUUUAUUUAAAUUAAUUUAUACCAGUUACAAUUAUUAUGCAAGUUAUAAUUUUGAGUCUUAAUAUGAAUCUUGAGCAAUUAAAAACCUGAGUACUUCAGAGACUAAAAGGGCAAAAGUAAUGGACAAUUGUUAGUCUCUAAAAAUAUCUAAAUUAAAAUAUUUUCUGUUCAUUUUAUUAAAUGAACAGAAAUCUAUUUUUAAUUGUCAAUAAUGAGAUUGUAAGUGUUUAGUUUAGGUGAGGAAGGAAGCCAUAUUAUUAUUUUUGUCUUUAAGAUGUUUGUCGUUUAGCCACUUAGCAGUGGAGCAUCACCCUGGAUAAAAAAAGUUGUUUUCUUAAAAUUUGCUGGCUGCUCUUAUUUGUACCUUUUCUUGAAGAAACUUCUAAUUAUUUUAAGAGUUUAUUUUGAUUAAGUUCUCAAUCUAAAAUGAUGUAACAAGCUCAUCUUUAAUCAUCUCAGCACUCCACCUCCACCAUGCUGCAGUCAGUUGAAGUGGAGCUCCCACUCUUGUCAUUCCAUAAAAAUGAAUAAAUAAACGCUGUCUUCUGACAUUACUUAACGACAUAUUGACGUAGUGUGUUGCCGUCGACUUCUAGACUUUCUUACCUCGGCUAUGUCUCAGCAUUGAACAUUUUUACACCUGAGUAAAAUGCAGACACCCUCCUUAAUUACAGACAUACGAAUCACCUGACAUACUUACAUUCAAUAAGAAUUAAAGUUGAUUCAGUUUGGAGUUGGAAAAAGUAUAUAAAAGUGAAACUGUCAAAAUAAUUACUUGCAUAAUAACUGUAAAGUCUACAUUAAUUUAGAAAAAAAGCAAAUCAUUUCAAGUGUCAUUGGGGAGUUUUUCAAAGGUAAUGUCCACAUCUUUGGAGUUGCUCAAAAUGAUGGGUACAGCUCACUAAUUUCAAAUAUUAUGGAAAUACAAAUUUAAAUAGCUUAAUUUAGGUGCUCAUAUAGAUUCAUUACAGAAAAUGCAAUGAUGUAUUUCAAGCAUUUCUGUUAAUCUUCUCACUUAUGGCUUCCAGCUAAUCAAAACACAAGUGUCUCAGAGAAUUUGAAUAUUACAACUAUGAAAUAAAAAGAUUUCUAAUAUUAUGAUAGCCACCUACUGAGAAUGUAGGUGGAUUUUAAAGUGCUGUACAUGCAGUCAAUAUUUGGUCAGAGAGAGCUCUGUUUGUAUUAAUUUCUCUGUCAGUGUAGCAUAAAUCAGCAAGAAUCAUUUUCAUUAAUAUUCAGAUUUAUUGGAAAGUUGACCUAUGAGUUUGAUAAUCUUUUAACUCAAUGGCACUAUGUAGAUAAGAAAAUGUCUUCCAUAAAUUUGUGCCCCAUUCUUAACAUUACCAUUUUAAACUGGAAACUCAUCGAUGUCUUGAUCUGACAUUUUUAGCUAUUAUAGUUUAAAAUGUAAUAGUUUUGAACUUUUAUAUUUAAUAGGACCCAGGUUUGAAUCCCAGAGAGGGUUUUUUCUGCACACAGCUUGCAUGUUUUCCCUCAGUGUGGGUUUUCUCCAGAACUCCAGCUUCCUCCCUACCAAUCUCAAAAAACAUGUAUGUUUUUUUUUGUCUUGUUUUUUUCUAAAACUGUCCUUAGGUAUGAGUGUGUGCAUGCAUGUUUGUUUGUCUUGUGUGUUACUGUCGCCCUGUGAUGGACUGGUGAACUGUCCCGCCUCUUGCCUGAGUACGACAGGAGAUGGGCACCAACCGCCCCCGCCAUGCUGCAUGGAUAGGCGGGUAGACCAUGGAUAAAUCCUUCAAACUGUUGCCAAAUACAGCAAAUGUUAAAGACCUACAAUGUGUUUCCAUGAUUGUACAUGAAGGUCCUAACUUUUGUUGAGUAGUUUACUGAUAAUAGGAAAAAAUUGAAGUUUUUUUUUUUUUUAUUAAUAAAACCAGUUGUCUUUGUGCCAAGACAGAAUCAGUGUAGAAAUUGAUGUUAUUUCAAAGUCAAGGCUCAGAUUCUAACUUGUGGACUUUGAGCUUAAAUUUCACUUUGAGCUUAAAGACUUUUUAUGGUGUGAUUCAAUAGGACUGCAUUCAAAUCUUAUUUAUAUGUAAAAAUGUUAAUAGCUGUUUUGUAAAUGUAAUAUUGAUCCAUAUAUUUUUCUUAAGACGUGGUUCAAUUUCUUUAAAUAAACAAAUUGUGAAAUAUUCUGAA
This is a messenger RNA of Poeciliopsis prolifica (blackstripe livebearer), 6630 nucleotides long. RefSeq names its product zinc finger protein 654 (gene znf654). The transcript is spliced from 11 exons. Gene Ontology annotation, biological process: regulation of transcription by RNA polymerase II. Gene Ontology annotation, cellular component: nucleus. Gene Ontology annotation, molecular function: DNA binding; DNA-binding transcription factor activity, RNA polymerase II-specific. The coding region runs from base 1 to 4239 and encodes 1412 amino acids. The record is from RefSeq and is a predicted model, not a curated record. Lineage: Eukaryota; Metazoa; Chordata; Actinopteri; Cyprinodontiformes; Poeciliidae.